Messenger RNA from Alligator mississippiensis (American alligator), 1251 nucleotides. RefSeq lists its product as uncharacterized. NCBI's taxonomy places the organism in Eukaryota, Metazoa, Chordata, Crocodylia, Alligatoridae. The transcript is spliced from 5 exons. The record is from RefSeq and is a predicted model, not a curated record. Bases 1 to 900 code for a protein of 299 amino acids.
AUGGAAGUCAUCGAUCUGAAACUACCCAGCAGAGGUAUGCUUAUAGGCAACCUUGCUUUCAAAAACGUUGUCCCUAAACCAUCAUUUUGGAGCAUCAUCUCCACCCUAUUGGCAAAGACGGGAUUUUUGGCAGAACUAAAUUGCACUAAGAAAAGUGCCUCUUUAGCAGUACCAGCUGCCUCAGCCCAGAAGGGUGGCCUGGAGAGCUCUCCCCUUGUUGCUGUGCUAGGAAACCUUUCCUUUGUAGCCAGGCUACAGGGUUUGGCUCCAGCAGAGCUGCUAGUGGGUGGUGAUGAACGAGAACUACGGAAAUCAACAGAAUCCUUUUCCUCCAUUUCAGGUUUUUCCACCAGUGAUCCCUCUGCAGCGAGAUGCCUGGUGGAUCAAGCUCAGGGCAAUCUUGGCCCAGAGUUUGGCCAGGCAGACGUGGACCUUGACAUUACUGUGAGCCUUCUGCUGGAGAGACUCCAACAGGAGGAGGAGACAAGAGUCACCAUUUACUCCAGCCUGCAGGAAGUCUUGCAGGGGGACAUAAAGAGCCUAGACAGGGACCUUGUCAGGAGGAUCAUCCACUUGGCCUCCAAAGACAUGAGGGAGACCCAGCAAGAAAAUGAUGAAGUGCAGUUGGCUGCAGGAAAAACCCUCGUGGCACUUGCCGGCACCUUUUACAAUUGGGUGAUGUAUGAGCUGCAGUGUCACGUGGGCAUCAUGGAGCUCCCUCCAAUUGACUUCUUGAUUACGCUGGGCGACUUGGCCUCAGCCUAUGGUACAGCAUUGCCUCCCUUGCUUCCGGGCUCUCAUCAGGGAUUGUGGAGGGAGGGGAUAAAUACCACUCUGUCCAAUGGGGCCAUCACAACUGAGCUGGAUUUGGGGCCCAAAGAAUCUGGCUCCUGGAUCUAAGGCGCCAGCACUAACUUCUGUAACAGCUGAAAGGGCCUUCAGGACAGGAAGGAGUGGAGGUCAGGUGGGCAGGACCCUCCACUCCCUCCUCCUGCCCUGCAUCUGGGCAUGGGAGGGCAGCAGACAGAAGAUUGCCCUACGUAGGGGCAGUCACUGUGGGGUUCCUCUGACAUCUUCAAAGCCCCUUUGUGCUGCUCACCCUGAGAGUGAGGGAUGCAGGUGGACAGGAAUGUCUCUAACUGCAUAAUGUAUCCUUAUCCUGCAGCACUGAGGUCUGAGCCCUUCCUUGUGCUGACGCUCAGCAAAUUGCGUUUUGUGCUGAGGCUGGUGGAGACCAACCAGAUGAAGCGG